Molecule: messenger RNA, 4211 nt
Organism: Brassica napus (rape)
Lineage: Eukaryota; Viridiplantae; Streptophyta; Magnoliopsida; Brassicales; Brassicaceae
Product: ATP-dependent zinc metalloprotease FTSH 6, chloroplastic
Exons: 5
Coding region: 421-2466 (681 amino acids)
Biological process (GO): proteolysis
Cellular component (GO): membrane; chloroplast thylakoid
Molecular function (GO): ATP binding; zinc ion binding; ATP hydrolysis activity
Source: RefSeq, a predicted model, not a curated record
GAGAUCAGGUAAACUACGACAUGUGUAUAUGCCUUUUUGCCCUCCAAGUGUAUGGAUCAUAUGAAAGUCUACUGAACGAAAAAGAGACAAUAAAAGGAGUUUUGGAAAUGAUCAAGGGUUGAGAUUUGUUGCAAGACUAUGAUUUAUAUCAAUCUCCAAUAGUAUGUGGACAUUUAAGAUGCAAAGUUUUUUUUUUUCAAUAGUACAAUCUCUGGAUCAUUCAAGAAGACAAUAAUAUGUUCCAGAGAAGACAAAAGAAACUAGAAACAUCCUCUUCGUUUGAGUCAUCACUCAUCAUCUCAACUUUUUGUUUAUAUAAAUUCUUGAACCUACCAACCAAAACAUCAGAAGACCAAAUCUCAGAAAGCAAGAGUCCUUGAAGCAUAAUCCCAAAGAAGAACAUAAGCAUUGGCUGUGGUGAUGAAAAUGGCCUCUUCAACGUCAGCUUUGUCUCUCCCUCUCUCUAACAUCCCAACCUGUAUUAAUAAGUCCCAAGAGUUUCCAAAAUCAACUCAUCUAUCUAAAUCCAGCCAUAGUCAUAAUCCUCUUCUCAAAACUAAAACUCCAGACUCUAAACUCACCAAGAGAGCCUUGCUGAGCUUAACUGCCUUGGGGCUUACGUCACCUCUAGUAUUGGCUCAUCCCGCAAAGGCUGAACCAGAAGCUCCCAUCGAAGCUGCUUCCAACAGAAUGUCGUACUCGAGGUUUCUGCACCAUCUGGAAGAGAAUGAAGUGAAGAAAGUUGACUUGUUCGAGAAUGGGACUGUUGCCAUCGCAGAGAUCUCCAAUCCAGCGUUAAGAAAGAUCCAGAGGGUUAGGGUUAACCUUCCAGGUUUACCGGUUGAUCUACUCAGGAAGAUGAAGGAGAAGAACGUAGACUUCGCUGCUCAUCCGGUAGAUGUGAACUGGGGAGCUUUCUUGCUCAACUUCUUGGGGAAUUUUGGGGUUCCUUUGGUCUUACUUGGCUCUCUGCUAUUAGCAUUUCCUAGAACCCCUAGUGGACCCAACUUGCCUUUUGGCCUUGGAAGAAGCAAAGCUAAGUUUCAGAUGGAACCAAACACAGGGAUAACAUUCGACGACGUUGCAGGAGUAGACGAAGCCAAGCAAGACUUCGAAGAGAUAGUAGAAUUCUUGAAAACACCAGAGAAAUUCUCAGCCUUGGGUGCUAAAAUCCCAAAAGGUGUCUUGUUGACAGGACCGCCGGGAACCGGAAAGACUCUCCUGGCCAAGGCCAUAGCCGGAGAAGCUGGAGUUCCGUUCUUCUCAUUGUCUGGUUCGGAGUUCAUAGAGAUGUUUGUUGGUGUAGGAGCAUCUAGGGUUAGAGACUUGUUCAACAAGGCAAAGGCUAACUCACCCUGUUUAGUGUUCAUUGAUGAGAUUGAUGCUGUUGGGAGAAUAAGGGGAACCGGUUUAGGAGGAGGAAACGACGAACGUGAGCAGACGCUAAACCAGAUUUUAACUGAAAUGGACGGGUUUGCGGGGAAUACCGGAGUGCUCGUGAUAGCUGCAACGAACAGGCCAGAGAUUUUAGACGCUGCUUUGGUCCGACCAGGGAGAUUCGAUAGGCAGGUUUCCGUUGGUUUACCGGAUAUCAGAGGAAGAGAGGAGAUAUUAAAAGUUUACAGCAAAACCAAGAAACUUGACAAAGAAGUGUCUUUGAGCGUGAUCGCCAUGAGAACUCCUGGUUUUAGUGGGGCUGACCUGGCGAACCUCAUGAACGAAGCUGCGAUUCUCGCCGGAAGAAGAGGACAAGAGAAGAUUACCCCUAAAGAGAUUGACGACUCCAUUGAUCGGAUUGCCGCCGGAAUGGAAGGGACGAAGAUGAUCGACGGUAAAAGCAAAGCGAUUGUGGCGUACCAUGAAGUUGGACAUGCAGUCUGUGCGACAUUGACUGAGGGUCACGACCCGGUUCAGAAAGUAACAUUGAUUCCUAGAGGUCAAGCACGUGGUCUCACGUGGUUCUUACCGGGAGAAGACCCCACGUUGGUUUCUAAACAGCAGUUGUUCGCUAGAAUCGUCGGAGGACUAGGAGGCAGAGCCGCCGAGGAUGUAAUUUUUGGAGAACCAGAGAUAACCACCGGAGCUGCGGGCGAUCUCCAGCAAAUAACACAGAUCGCAAGACAGAUGGUGACGAUGUUUGGUAUGUCGGAGAUUGGUCCGUGGGCUCUAACCGAUCCAGCGACCAUGCAAAGCGACGUCGUUCUAAGGAUGCUCGCGAGAAGCUCCAUGUCCGAGAAGCUUGCCAAAGAAAUCGAUCAAUGCGUGAAGAAAAUAAUUGAUAAUGCUUACCAGAUUGCCAAGAACCACGUGAGGAAUAACAGAGAAGCCAUAGACAAGCUUGUUGAUGUCUUGUUGGACAAGGAAACCUUAACUGGAGACGAGUUUCGAGCAAUCCUGUCUGAAUACACUCAUCAACCGUUAAAAACCGAGGAUAGAGUUCGAAUCAAAGAUUUGAUUAGUGUGUAAUAAUACAAAUAAAUAAAAUAAUACUAUGGUAGUAUUGGUACUACAAACUUAAACUAGACUUUCACCUAUAAAAUUUUCAUACUAAAGUGUCAAAGACAAGAAAGUGUAAAUUCUCAUGGUGGUAAGAUAAAAAUCUACCUGCCCAAAGAGGACAUGAACCAAACCGGAUUGGGAUUUUUGGGUCUGUUUGUUCUGUGUCGGUCACAAACAGAAAAAAUAAAGUUUUUCUCUCCUAAUUAAUUUGGGUUUGUGUUUUUUUCUUCGGUCUUAAUCGAAUCAAUUUACUUGAGAGUUUCUGCGUCUUCAAUUGUUAUAUAUAUCGAGAGGCGGAAGAAAUCUGCAAUCUCAGGACAGAACGAGGACAAGUAAGUUGCUUUUUGAUUGGUUUAAUUGUAGGUUGACCUAACUUGUUCCGACAACAAGGAAGUUUGGGUUAAGACAAGGUUCUCUUUCAGAUGAAGAUGUGUGAUCUUCCAAAGGAUAUGGCUGAGGAGGUACUCUGUCGAAUUCCGGUGACAUCUCUGAGACCUAUCCGAUCUACUUGCAAAAAGUGGAACAAGUUGUCCAGAUGUGGCGUAUUUGCAAAGAAGCACCUUGCUCAUCAAUCAGAAGAAUCAAAGGAGGGCCGUCUUGUGGUCAUGAUGAUGGAUUAUAGGGUUUUUUUUGAUGAGAUUCAAUCUUUCCAACAAAUCAUGUGUAGUGGAGCGUGAAGCUAGACUUAUUGGCCCAGACGGUUCAGAUCAACUCGACGUGUGUGGAAUCUUUCACUGCGACGGUUUAUUGUUAUGCAUCCCCAAAGGUCACUCCAGGCUCGUGGUUUGGAACCCGUAUUGGGGGCAAAUCAGGUGGAUCGAGCACACACAUAAUUGCCACUUAGUGGACAAGUAUAGGUGUUCUUAUACGUAUGCUCUCGGUUACGACCGUAACAGUAAGUCCCACAAAGUCUUGAGAUUUAUUGAUUUUCUCUCUCAUUUUGUCGAGUUCAAAAUCUACGACUUCAGUUCUGAUUCAUGGAGGAUUCUUGACCUCUUUCCUCGAACGUGGAUGAUAAGUUAUGGUGAACAUGGCCUAUCUUUAAAGGGAAACACCUACUGGUUUGCUUCAGAAAGACCAUCUAUCAAUGGUUUCUUAGUCUGUUUCGAUUUCACAAGAGAGACAUUCGGGCCGCCUUUGUCUCUACCGCGUGUAUCUUAUUUUCAAGAUACCGUGAGUCUAUCUAGUGUUAGAGAAGAUCAGCUUGUGGUUUUCUUCCAGACCUGGGAUAUAUUGACGUUUGAGAUCUGGAUUUCCACUAAGAUUGGUGAUGACCCUAACGCCGUGUCCUGGAACAACAAGUUUUUCUUAUCGGCCAAUAUCAAACAACUCAUUCACCCUCAGUGGUAGUUUCCUGCAUCUGCGAGUUUCUUCAUUGACGAGGAGAAGAAAGUCGCCGUGGUUUUUGAUAAAGACACAGAUAUACGAAACCCCACUCGCGAAGUAGCUUACAUCAUUGGAGUAGAUGGAUCCUUGAAAGAAGCAGCAGAUGUCAGAGAAUGUGCAGACCGUUAUUGUGAUGCAUUUCUUUGCUCAUAUGUUCCAAGCUUAGUGCAACUUAAUUAAUUAGCUCCCCCACCUAUUUAUUUUACUUGUUUUGUUUCCUUCCUCAUCGAAAGACUAGUGUACUACUCAAUAAUACUCAUAUUGUUAUAAAAAUAACUGGAAUUUUAUUGUAUCGCGAGAAUUUGAAUAAGGACAAAAUUUAUACC